Molecule: messenger RNA, 864 nt
Organism: Exserohilum turcica Et28A
Lineage: Eukaryota; Fungi; Ascomycota; Dothideomycetes; Pleosporales; Pleosporaceae
Exons: 3
Coding region: 1-864 (287 amino acids)
Source: RefSeq, a predicted model, not a curated record
AUGGAUAUCCCGGCGGCUGCCAAUGUGCUGGGAACAAUGGGAGCUUUGAUUCCUCAAAUCCUUGUUAAUUACAGGCGACAUAAUGCCACUGGGCUGCAGCCCACAAUGAUGAUGCUGUGGGCCUGGGCUGGCGUCCCUCUGGGUGUGUAUAACAUUGCCGAAGAGUACAACAUUGCUCUACGCAUCCAGCCGCAAAUCCUCACUGUCCUCAGUCUUGUGACGUGGAUCCAAUGCUAUUAUUACGAGAAGAACUGGUCAGUAUUCCGUUCACUUGCUGUCGUUGUCCCUAUAGCCUGCCUUAUGGGUGGCGUGCAGACUGGCCUGAUCUUUGCGAUACGACAUGCAAAGGACAAAGGGCUGCAUUGGCCUAGUAUCUUGAUGGCGGUCGCUUCAGCUACUUUGCUUGCUGCUGGUGUCUUGAGGCAUUACAUCGAUGUCUACCUCUUUCGGACUGUUCGCGGCAUUUCGUUCAUUUUUGUAGGUAUCGAUGCCUUAGGUGAUGUCUUCUCCUUGCUGUCUGUCGUGUUUCAGCCCACGCUCGAUAUCUUGGGAAUCGUCAUCUAUGGCACUGAGCUGGCUCUCUGGAUUGGCAUAUUCAUUUGCGGGGCUUACUACAACUUGGUGCCUUGGAUUGUAUCAAAGAUAGACGACAAGAAGAGUCGGCAAGUCCCUCGUGGUAAUGGUGUUUGCCAUUCCGCGCACUUGGGUGGACACGAAGAAGGUCCAGGAGUCACAUCUGGCAUUGCGCUUCAUGAUCUGCCUUCUAGCACUUCAGUCUUCCGGACGCCAUCGGGAAAUAUGCAAGUCAUACAGCGCAGUGUAAGCUCGUCGCACGGGACAAGAAUGGACCACACACUGCGGUAA